Molecule: messenger RNA, 891 nt
Organism: Cordyceps fumosorosea ARSEF 2679
Lineage: Eukaryota; Fungi; Ascomycota; Sordariomycetes; Hypocreales; Cordycipitaceae
Exons: 3
Coding region: 1-891 (296 amino acids)
Source: RefSeq, a predicted model, not a curated record
AUGGCACUUGAAUUCAAGAAAUACUGUGUCGGCUCUGCAGAAUUCGAGCCCUCCACUGUGGCCGGUGAUGAUAGCCUACAGGCCAGAAUCGGCGAGCUUCUAAAGGAAGAUGACCUUCUCGGUGCCAGCAGGGUGUUGUUUAAGCUCCCGGAGAAUGACGGCUACAUAUACCAUGCCACUGCCAGCGUCAGUCUUGCUCAAGUACAGCACAUAUUACAGCUUGGGGAUGUCAAUGGGCUGCACGAUUGGUAUAAAAACAUAGAUGGGACGCGAAGAGAUGCACCGUCGCGAGCGGAUACAGCCGCGUAUACAUCAAUUUUCGAUCCCAAGACAGCAACGCUCUCCGCUCUGAAAAACUUCAAGACCAACGCCAAGAAGGACUCGACGCUCAAAAUCUUGGCAGAUGGCCGCAACAUUGCUGACAUUGGCUCCGGAAACGGGUACUGGAGUUACAUGUUGAGAGCAUACGGCCUGAAAUGUCACCCGGUGGACAACCUGCAAAGUAUUUGGCGGGUAUCCUGGGUUGACGACACAGCGGUAUCAGAAGGUGUCAAUUGGCUCAAGCGGCACGAAAAUGGCAAGCAGAUGGUCCUGCUCCUUGUCUACCCCGUCGUUGGAGGCAGUAUCAGUGGUGGCGUACAAGGCGCCUUUACUAGAAACCUAGUCAACGCAUACGACGGUGAUACCAUAGCUGUGGUCGGCACCCAGAAUCAAAAUGGAUAUACUGGGUUCAAAGGCUUGACAAUGGCCGAAUAUAUGGAGAAAGAGCAGCCGCACUGGAUCAAGGUCGUCCAAAUACCUCUCCCCAGCUUUGGCGGCAAAGAUGAGGCCUUAUUCAUUUUCCAGAGAGGCGAGCGCGUCUCUUACCUAGAAACAGAGCUCAACCAAUAG